Molecule: messenger RNA, 3835 nt
Organism: Aplysia californica (California sea hare)
Lineage: Eukaryota; Metazoa; Mollusca; Gastropoda; Aplysiida; Aplysiidae
Molecular function (GO): protein binding
Source: RefSeq, a predicted model, not a curated record
AUAAUAUACAUGUAAUUAUUACAUUUGUCUGCUUCUUUACUCACACAGUGAACUGUUGAGCUGUGAGUUCAUGAUUUUAUCUACGCUCAGUUUUGGAGUAAGCGCGUGGAGGAGUGUAAGCGUGAACGGCCUCUGUGAGCUGCUGACCCCGGACCCCAGUCAUGUGGCUCCUGCCUCUGAUUCUGUCUUCGCUGACACUUGCCGUGACAAGUGGAGAUUUCAUCAAGACGUGUGACGAACAGCAACACACUUCUGUUUCUGUCACUCCAACAGGCUCUGUCUCACUGUGUGUGAAGACUGACUACAAGCCUCAUGUUUUUGUAAAGGCUGGCAUACACUGGUUCCGAAAAGGAGAAGAGGGAAAUGGAUUCAAGAUUGACUGGAAGAAGGAUGACGAUUCAAACUUCAACAUCACCAUUGUUGCCUUGAACUUGACAGCGGGCAGAACACAUGACUUGAAGUUCUAUCCGUUUGACGGAACAAGAGAUCGGAAGAAUUUGACUGUUACAGUACAUGUUGUGAGGGCAACCCCACAGGAACCCGCGGAGACAAUCCCCCGAACUUCAGCCCCACCCAAAAGUAGAGUCAAUCAAGCGAACUCCCCCAAAGAACAGAAGGAAGACAGUGAAGACAGAGAAAAGGGAGGAGCCCGACAGCAAGGAGAAGACGAUGGGGAUCAUAAUGAAACACACGAGAGCGGGUGUCCUGAUGGAUCUAUCGUGCUGGGAGAAUUUUGUGCCGUGUUCCACAAGAAGAGGAGCUCGAUGGCCGACGCCCACAGGCAGUGUCAGAGUAAACGCAUGUCAUUGUCGGCAGAUGGGUUGAGCAGUUCUGAUUUUGACAUGCUUAAGAAAAGUGUUCAAGUUAAGGCAGUAUGGACUGGGCGAAGAAAAUGGAGUAAAUGUGAAACCCACAAACUAAAUAAUGCAACGACGUCGAAGUACAAAUCCUGUGGUAGAAACAGAGCAUUCUUCUGUUUUUCUUCUCGAAAAGGUAAACCAAAGCUCUGCUCAUGGAAAAAGGAGGAGAAGGAGCCAAAGACUGUCUUCUUUGACCCAAGCAGCUCAGACUACAUCAGAUUUCAACUGUGCGUCGUGGCGUUUCCAGAUCUGAUUAAAACAAUAAAGCUCAAUGAGAAACAGGUGAUAGCAAAGCUUAGUUAUAACGAACACAGGGUGACCAUCCAGCCAGAUCCUCGAGGUCUGCACCAGCAUAUGGUGGAAAUAGAGCUGAGGGAUAAGUCUUAUCGAGCUGAGAUGUCUGUGGAGGUGGAAGUGAUCUCCAGUGAAUACAAUAGAGCGACAUUUCCGGUGGAACUCCGUCCCGUAGGUUGUCCAAAAUCUCUGUCUGCAAUUGGGAGCAGUUUCAAUUACGUCACGUUGUCGUGGAAACCAGUUCCGGAGUUCGACAUGAACCAAUCCUACUACGUCUUUUACAGCAAGCUGUCAGAAGGGACGUGGCAUCGAAGUCACGUAAGGGAGAGUAAACCAAUGGGUGGCCUCGUCUCAUGGAAUGUGACAGGUUUGAUACAGGACAGCCGUUACCUCUUCAAGGUCGUGGCACUGAGCAAUGGCUCACGGGUAGAUGACGUCAUCAAGAACUACUGUUCAAAAGAAGUCUCAGAGGCUACUGGCUUCCCUCUUACUACCACGGCACUCAACAUAACCACCCCACCCACCACCACGGCCACCACAACCAGUACCACUUUAAGGAGCACCAGGAGAUAUUUCCGGAGCACCACCACCAGCAAGCACACAGAGACCGAAAGCACCGUCACUUCUGCAAGAUGCUUCCCGCCCUCCACAGUCCGUGGCCAAUGUCCCCUCGGCUGGCUUACAACGAGAGACAACUCUUGUGUGGCUUUCCUGAUGACGCCAUCCUUCUUAGAAGGGUACAAAGAUUGCAGCAAGAAAGGAGGCAAGCUGUUCUCCAUCGGUGAAAAGGAGAGACCGUGUGUUGCAGAUUUCCUAAACAACACCCGUUACGUGUGGUAUGGUGUUGACCAGUCUUGGUGUAAACUUCAAGACCUAUCCAGUGGACGGUGGGAUUGGAAAACUUGCCAAACACAACAUCAUUACCCUUGUGAAGUAUCCAUCCCGUUACCCCAAACAGAAACUGUCACCUUUGAGAGAAUAGACAGGGGCAAUAACUCACCUGUGGACAUCUGCUCAGACUCACCGCUACAAAUACUGCUCCAGUGUAGCACGACCUUUAACCCCAAACCAAAGUUUACAAUUCUCGUGAACAACCAAGUGUACGCUAGGUCAAGACCAGAACAUGUGAUUGGAAGUGGAAACAAUACCUACGUGUACUCGUAUGACUUUGUGCCGGAAGCUGGAGGAUCCUACAACAUCACCUGUGUUGCCCAGGGAGACAAUACAGCGCCUGUUGAAAGUGACCAGCUGACCAUUCUCGUCAGAGAACCACCUCAAACAGAACCGGAGAUCACCAUAAUCAGCAUCGGACCACCCGGCAACGUCCUGAAAAACCCGGAAGUCGUCUCUAAAAGCACAGCUACAAAUGUCACGUGCUUGGUUGAUGGUGGAUACCCGCCCGUGACGUCACAAGACAUUCUGUUGACUUGUGGGAACAUCUCGGGCUCUGAACAGAUAACUCUUCCUCCCGUGGACUCUACAGACGGAGAAAUAGCCUGCUCUUGUAGUGCGUCUCACAUUACUGGAUGCUACUCACGAUCUGCUCACACAAGAUUUAACGUUUCAGCACUUCCACUGAGCCCUGAGGCAAGCACGGACAUCUCUGACGUCACUGUGGUCGCCUCUGCAAGCGUCGCUGUUGCCGUUCUCGUCGUCGUCGUCAUCGUCGUGGUGAUUGUGCUGGUGGUGAGGAGAAGAAGGCGCCAUUCGGACACAGCAAUGGAAAUGGAGCCAAUGAAUGACCCACGGCGGGUCACAGGUCAACCGACAGAGACAUGCAAAAGUAGAGGGCGACAUUCGGACAGGCUCUUCGAGGAUGACCUUUACGUGUAUCCCAGGGAUACGGCUGUGACCACGGAGCCAGAAGAUGACCCACGGCGGGUCACAGGUCAACCGACAGAGACAGGCAAGAGUACAGACGGAAACCCCUACAAUGAUGCUUAUUCCGACGAUACACCGACAAGCGACAUUCACAGCCCCAUCCUGGUCACGAAAACCAUGGCGGAAAUCAUCACACCUGAGGCUCCGACAGACCCAAGUCCUUACAACAAUGUGUUAGCCUCUGCACCAAGGUCAAGGACAGGACAGGACGGUCAAAGUCGAAUCACCAACCCUACUGGACAGUAUGACGUGUUUCCGGGUCCGGAUAGUGUAGCUUUUGUUUCUGCUGAUGAAGUGGAUGCUUCCUAUCUGUCAACACAGGCCAGUUGUACAGGACCGGACGGAUAUGUGAAAAUGGAGAAAAUCAAGAAUCAAGGUGGCAACCCAUAUGAGAAUGAUUAACAAGACCAAGGUGUAAGCUCGAGUGUGGUUCCAGCAGUGAAAAACUCAAGACCAAAGAGUUUCAUCUGACGAAAGUGAACAAGCUAUAGAGUGAGGUCCAUGUAUCACCAAACUUCUUAGUAAAUCUAUUAGUGAAGCCACUCCGCAUGCAAAGACCUGAAAAGGUUAAACAGAGCGAUUUAUUUUUAAAACAAGAUAAAAACAAAUAGUUCCAUUUAACUUUUCAGAUCUUCGCAUGUGGGCCUUAAAGUUAGAUGACCAACAUAAUCAGUUAUCUAGAGCCCAUUUAUGAAGGCCACCUUUAACUUAAGGAUCCGACACGUUUUCUUUGAUGUUAGUCUUCAGUGGAUUUAAAAAAAUAAUAGGGGGUUUACAGCAUUUACCUAAAACAUUAAAAA